AUGGCUGCUUCUCGCUUAGAAAUCCAAAAACGUAUUCAACAACGGUUAAAAACUAGAACCGACACUACAAGUAGGCCAACACCGAGGACGUAUCAACAACUUCCUCAUUUUCUACAACAAGUUCUCCCCGAUAAUUACACAUACAUUAUUAAAUCGUAUAAAGAAUUAGAAUUAGAAAGUUUUUCUGGUGCGCCUACGGCCGCUUUCGAUUCAACAUUUUACGUGAAUAUUGCUUCAAGUGAGGCGAUUGAAGAAUGGCGCUCUGCAUUUCAUAACAAGACAGGGACCAUCUUUCGUAUCACUAGAGCAGAUAAAGUAAAAGGCAUUAAAGUUAUAUAUCAUAAAGACUUUCAUUGUAGACAUGCUGAUAUCGCUGCCAUAAAAUAUAUGCAAAAAACUUAUGCUCAGAAAGCCGGUCAACGAAGAAGUCGAAAUACAAAUUGUCAAUGUUUGGCAAAAAUUCGAUUGGAAAAAAGCAGGCUUCAACUUUCGCACCCAUGUGAGAUUCAUCUGGUUUAUAAUCAUAAUCAUCCUUUGGAAACCUUUAAUCUCGCACCCGCCACUCCAGCCACCCCGAUCGAAGCCGGAUCGCCGGGAAACGACGAGAGCGGAAAGGACACAUCACAAGAUUUCGACUUUGAUUCACCAAUAAGUAAGUUAAAUUUUAAUUUUCUUUUUUCCUUGUUUAGUGUAGAAGAUUACUCUUCAAUUGAAAAUGAUAAUUUUUCAAAUGAAGAUAUAACAACAACUGCAAGAAAAAUAAAUCCUCAUCAACAAACCUCUUCUUUCUCCUCUUGUACCAAUUCAUCUCAAAUCUCCACUAUCAAUACGGUUUCUUUCGCUGCGAAAACUUUCUCUGAAUUCCAACAAUUCGUUAAAGAAUGCGAAGUCGAUAUUUUGAAAGGAGGGGACGCAGAAUAUUGUAAAGGAAUAAUUAAGUUUAUGGCAAGUCACAAGAGAGCAAGAGCUCAAUCUCUCUCUCAUGCUGCUUCUUUCCUUAAUCAAUUCUCUUGGCCUGAACCUACCAAUAUAGAACAACAUAGUCACCAAAUUCAAAAUUUUGGAAGUCCUCAAUUUAUAACAUAUCCUUAUCACCAUCAACCGCAAUUCACAAGUGUUCCAGUUCAAUUCUCUGGCAUUGCAAGUGAACAAUUUUUACCGCAACAAAUGACUACAAUAAAUGAAACUGAUUUUGAGACGGAUGUAAGACCAUCUCUUAAACGGGCCGCUACCGAUCAACCAAUGGCACGAGAUUUUGAUCCACACACUUUAUUGCGCAAAAGAAGAUCAACAAGCGCAAAAAUGAGGCAAAACGAUCUCAUUUUGAAUUUAUCUCAGAAUAAUCUACAUAUGUAA
Molecule: messenger RNA, 1356 nt
Organism: Funneliformis mosseae
Lineage: Eukaryota; Fungi; Glomeromycota; Glomeromycetes; Glomerales; Glomeraceae
Source: the annotation of a GenBank genome assembly